UGUGUUGGUGAUUCUACUGAUGAAGCAGCAAAUAUACAGGGGGAUUACCGUGGAUUUUCUGUUCAGCUGAGUAAUGUAGCAAAAAUUCAAAUACAUAUAUGGUGUUAUGCUCAUUUUUUAAACUUAGUUAUUGGUGAUGUAACUUUGGAAUACUCAAUGGAUGUGCUGUUUUUAUUAAAAAAUCUCAUAAGCGUAUCAAUGUGUGGAGGACUAAUAAAGAAAUGA
This is a messenger RNA of Cinara cedri, 225 nucleotides long. NCBI's taxonomy places the organism in Eukaryota, Metazoa, Arthropoda, Insecta, Hemiptera, Aphididae. The record is from the annotation of a GenBank genome assembly.